GAGAAAGCAAAAAUUGCACGAAUAUUUUGAUGCAAUUUCUGUCUCCUCCACCCAAUGUUUAGAUCAUCCAUUGUUUACAUUUUGACGAAGAAUGGAGCGUAAGAGAACUCUGAAGUUGAGCUGGGAUGAUCUUGGGGGUGGCGAAGACGAUGAUCAAUUCUUUGAUCCUCGUGACCGGCUUUCCUGCGCUGUUCCUCUCGACUUGACCACAUUGGGUUCAGAUGACAGCGAGGAUGAGUUCGAAGAUAGUCGCCUCUCCUUAUCUUCAUCAUGCCUUGAUGGAAUGGAGGAUAAUAGUAAUGAUAAUAAUGAAGCCUCAGAAUCUUCAUCUAUCUCCAUGGGAGAUUAUGGAAUGUGGAUGGCAGAUCCCGGCGACAUCAAGGAGCGGCGCAAACGUCUUCUCCAAGGUAUGGGUUUGACAAGCAACAAGGAUCUCCUCGUCAAGGUCGCAAGUUCUAAGAUUGUGAGAGCGAUUUCAAGAAAGCCUUCCCAUCUCCAUCCCCCGAAGAAAGAUUCCUCUUCGUCAAAACCGAAACCCCCGACCAAAGAUACACAUAAUCAAGAAACAGACCCCGACCCCGCUUCUUUCGCAGUUUCUCCCCGAGCAGAGGAGAAACUGGCAGCAGAAGUGGGGGCAGAGUAUACACAUGCAAUGCCCGUCGUUCUGGUCCGGUCAAGAUCCGAUGGCGAUAUAGACUCCUUCGCCGCUGAAACAAAAAGAAGGAAAGAAGACAUAAUCGGUCCAGUAUCCAAACAACGGCUAACAAGAACAUUAUCAGGGUUGACAUCAUCUAGAACCGGUGGAAUGGGCCAGAUCGCCGGUCCGAUCAUAGUCACACAACCCAAGAAAUGGAAAAGAACUAGAAGACAGACGAUACAAAAUAGCAUGGCCGACGAAUGCAUUGGUUCGUUCUUCUUGAUAAAGAAUCUUGACACAGGGAAAGAGUUCAUUGUGAAAGAGUGUAAUGAAAAUGGGAUGUGGAAUAAGUUAAGUGAUCUCCAAACCGGGAAGCAACUCACCAUGGAGGAAUUCGAGAAGCAUGUUGGACACUCCCAGAUGGUUAAAGAAUUGAUGCAUCGUGCACAUGGAGGGAGAAGAAGCGAUAGUAAGAUCAACAUGAAUUCUUAUAUUAGCAAGAGCUUCAGGUAUAGCAAGAAAACAAGUGUUGCUCUUAUGAGGAACAUUAAGGGCGUAGCGAAUUCGAUGAGUAGUUUCAAGAUCUCAGAGAAAGAACGAGACAACCUCUCGUUACAAGGGGAUGAUCAGAAACAUAAGAAGAAGAAUAGCUCUUCUUCUUCUUCUUCUUCUUCUUCAGAGUGGAUCAAAGUCCAGCAGCAAGGGAAAACCUAUAAGGAAUUCACUGGUUUGCAGUUAUGUCAAGAAAUUCAGGCACAUGACGGUUCAAUAUGGGCCAUAAAAUUUAGUCAAGAUGCACGUUACUUAGCAAGUGCGGGAGAAGACAGAGUGAUUAACGUAUGGGAAAUGCAAGACGUGGAGGUUAUUAGAGCAUCAUCAUCAGAAGAACGUGGAAGCACCACGCCUCUUCACCCAUCACUUGUGGGCAACCUGCAGAAGGCGGGUAAGAGUUCAUCAACUAAAAAGAAAGAUUGUGUGAUUCCUGAUUAUGUGAACAUGCCUGAGACUGUGUUUGCUUUCUCGGAGAAACCUGUUUCUACUCUCACUGGCCAUCAAGAUGAAGUACUCGACCUCUCAUGGUCAAAAUCUCAGCUUCUGCUUUCGUCUUCGAUGGAUAAAACUGUGAGGCUUUGGGACAUCGAAACUCAGAGUUGUCUGAAAAUGUUUGCACACAAUGAUUAUGUAACAUGCAUACAAUUCAAUCCAGUAGAUGAUGACUACUUUGUCAGUGGUUCACUGGAUGCUAAGGUUCGGAUAUGGAAUGUGCCUGGGAGGAGAGUUGUGGAUUGGACUGAUCAAAAAGAUAUGGUCACUGCCACUUCCUAUACCCCUGAUGGUGAGGGUGUUAUCAUUGGUCUUCAAAAAGGGAGUUGUCGACUGUAUAGAAUCACUGAUUGCAAACUAGAACAGGAAGAGCAAUUCGAUGUUGAUCCAAAGAAGAAAUCCCAAAAUAAAAAGAUCACUGGUUUUCAGUUUUCCGAAUCAAAUCCUUCAGAACUGCUCAUCACCUCUGCAGAUUCUUAUAUUCGGAUCCAUGAUGGAACAAACUUCACCCAAAGAUUCAAAGGUGCCAAAAUCACAAGCAGUCAAAUUUCAGCUUCAUUCAGUCAAGAUGGAAAAUAUGUGAUAUGUGCAAGUGAAGAUUCCCAAGUAUACGUGUGGAAAAGAGAAGAAGUAAAAGGUGGCGUAGGAGGAAAAGGAAGAUUUCUUACAAUCCAAGCUCAUGAGCACUUUUCAUGCAAAGAUGUUUCAGUUGCCAUCUCAUGGCCUGGCAGGGCAAUAAAGAAUAAUAAUGAAUCAUUUGUAGAGAUGGGUGGUUCCAAGAGGCAUCAAUCAAACCCCUCCUCGCUUCCACCUCUAUAUCCGACAAGCAAGAAGAACAACUUGCCUUCUAUACCUAAUAAGAAAAAUGAUGCAGUGCUAGAAACAGUUUCAAGUAAUCAUCAUCAUCUAACAGAAGAAGUAGAUGAAGAUGAAUCUUGUUCCGAUCAACCUUCAGAUGUAGAUUCGUCUUCUAUUUCUACUUCUUGCAAUGAAUCAUCUUCUUCUCAAUCUCGGCGGUUUUCCUCCUGCUCAUUGAAUCUUUCCGAAGAAAGUGGCCACACCCAACAAGGAGGAGGCGGAGGAGGUAGUAACGCUCUUGUCCAAGCAACAGCAUGGGGUAUGGUGAUUGUGACAGCAAGUUCUGGGGGAGAGAUAAGAGUGUAUCAGAAUUUUGGGUUACCUGUUAAGGCUAAUCGGCAAACCAGUCUCUUUAUUACAUAGUACAUGUAAAAUCAUGCAAUGUUGGAUGCAUUUUGUUUUAGCACAAACAUGUUUUCAUUGCAUAACUUGGUUAAGAAAGAUAUGAAAACAUUGUGCUAGCUAGUUUCUUGUAGGUAAGGCGUGCCAAUUAAUGUU
Molecule: messenger RNA, 3037 nt
Organism: Cuscuta epithymum
Lineage: Eukaryota; Viridiplantae; Streptophyta; Magnoliopsida; Solanales; Convolvulaceae
Source: the annotation of a GenBank genome assembly